Messenger RNA from Pteropus alecto (black flying fox), 228 nucleotides. RefSeq names its product cytochrome c oxidase subunit 7B2, mitochondrial-like. The record is from RefSeq and is a predicted model, not a curated record. Lineage: Eukaryota; Metazoa; Chordata; Mammalia; Chiroptera; Pteropodidae. The coding region runs from base 1 to 228 and encodes 75 amino acids. Gene Ontology annotation, biological process: mitochondrial electron transport, cytochrome c to oxygen. The transcript has a single exon.
AUGUUGUUUCCCUUGGCUAGAAAUGUACUACGCAGUCUCAAGAAUCGAAGCAUUCAGCAAAUUUUGGCAAGACAGAGCUAUAUAAAAUAUUCACCAGAUUUUCAUGACAAAUAUGGUAAUACCAUGCUAGCCAGCAAAACCACCUUCUGCUUUGUAUCAAUACUUGUCAUCACACAGAUUGGAAUAGAAUGGAACCUGUCCUUUGGUAGAGUCAUCCCAAAGGAGUAA